Molecule: messenger RNA, 1189 nt
Organism: Caenorhabditis angaria
Lineage: Eukaryota; Metazoa; Nematoda; Chromadorea; Rhabditida; Rhabditidae
Source: the annotation of a GenBank genome assembly
AUGUCUGAAAAAGAGAAGCUCAAGUUUGCAAAUUCUUUCUAUUUUUACUUAACUCUCAGGUUUUUAGCUAUUGUAAGUUUUUUUUAUUUAAAAAUAAUUUCUACCGUUAAUUUUUAAAUUUCAAGCUUUGUUGUGUAAUUGUAUUAUGUUGUGUUGGACUAACUCAAUAUUGGACCAAUAAAACAUCGGCCAUUUUUGGGAUGGUGAGUUUUAGAGGGGAAGGGCGUGAAAUGAAACAAUAUUCGAGAAAAUUCCUAGAGUUGGAACAAAAUGUUGAAAUUAUUUAAACAUUGUAUUUAUUUUUGAAAAAUAGUCCUGAAAAAUUUUAAGUUUCGAAAAUCCUUUUUUUUUCGACGUUCGAAAUUCCAAUGUUCAUGACAUUUUCAAAAAGUUUUACAAACUGGAAAGACGAUACCUACAGUAACCCUUGACACAUCGGAACAUUUCACGAAAUCUAGGCUCUCAAAUUGAAAAACAGUUGUAAUAACCACAAAAAUCUAACUUUUUUGCAGAUAUUCGUAAUUAUUUCACUUCUAUUUAUCGGUUCCUCAAUUUCAAUUUUAUUCGUCUGGGAUAUUCGAAAAUCCACAUUAGUCAAGGUUAUUUGAUUCAAGAUUUCUCAAAAAACCUAUAUUUUUAUAUUCAGAGAUGCCUUUUCGUUUUCGUAUCAACUUUGUCAAUUCUAAUCGCAGGAAUAAUGUUUUUAGUUGCAAAUGAUGGAUGCGAUCAAAAAUUGCGAACUCAAUUCGGAUGUUAUGAGAAUACAUCAACUGGAACAUUUUCAGUGCCAGCGGUUAGUUAGAAAAAAAAAUGGGAAUUUGAAUUAAAGCCAGUCCCCAUUUUUUGAAAGAUUUCCUGAAUCGUGAUCCCAUUUUUUCGACUGUUCUAGAAAAAUUGAACUUUUCCUUUUUCAAAACUUUACUACAGUAAUUUGGUUUUUGUUUAGGCGUUUUGUUUCAUAAUUUUGGUUUUUGGUAUAAUCGACAUUGGUUUGAACAGCUUUUUCUAUUGGCGAGAAUCGAAAAAAGAUCAUAUUUAUGAUAUUCCGCCGGCAAUUCAACCGAUCUCAAUAAUUGAUACUGAAAAGUGAGUCGGUUUCGAAAGGCUUCAUCUUGAAAUUCUGAUUUUCAGAUCGAUUCAUGAUUUAUACACAGAAUAUCAACGAAAAGGCCAAACAACUUCGGUUUAG